GGUCAAACUGUAUCCAGAGGUGCACAUUGAUCGGACACAUGUUUUCACCAUCAAUCAGAGUUACUCAGUCACAAAUUAACGCCUGUCAAUUUCCGGCUGCUGCGAUUGGCCUGCGCUUGGUGUUAUCGCGGCUGUCCUUGUGACCCCAGCGACGGCUCCGGGGGCGCUUGGCCCAACUCAGCGUGGUUUGUUGUUUAUUGGCCGCUCAGGUGUUGCUAGGGUCUCGCGCUCUUCAGUCCCUGCCAUCCAACCCCCAUAAGAUACACUCUUACUGGGCCCACGCUUCUCUCUUUCCAUACACUGACCGAUAGCGAGAACCCCAUCCACUCGUAAUCAUGUCUCACACCGGCACCAUGAGGGGCACCCCUAAGAACCGUCCGAAGAGUCAGAACAUUGCGCACUUCGCAGAAAGUCCAACGCCCUCCAGCAUCCCUCGGCCAGCCCUUGAGCACCACAUUUCCCAGAGCGAUGCAGGCACUUCGACCCUUAGUGCCAGUCGGGCGAAGCAGACAAAGAGAGACGAGGCUAUUCGCCGCAAGAUCGACGCGGACCUUAGCAAGAAGAAGAACCUUGGAGGCCGUGUACGCACGUCCAAGAAAGCUCCUCCGGGCACUGUUCUCGCUCUCAAACCAAGUCAGGCCCUGCAAAUUAAGCCCAACACAACCGUCGCCGAAGCCGCCCAGUUGAUGGCAGCGAAAAGAGAGGAUUGCGUCCUUGUCACUGACGAUGAUGACCGUAUUGCUGGAAUCUUCACCGCGAAAGACUUGGCCUUCCGCGUCGUUGGCCAAGGUAUCAAGGCUUCGAGCAUCACCAUCGAAGAGAUCAUGACCAAGAACCCGCUCUGCGCGAAGACGGAUACCAGUGCUACGGAUGCUUUGGAUCUCAUGGUUCGGAAAGGCUUCCGCCAUCUGCCUGUCAUGGAUGAAAACCAUGACAUUUCUGGUAUUCUGGACAUCACCAAGUGUUUCUACGAUGCAAUGGAGAAGCUCGAGCGUGCCUACAGUUCUUCGCGAAAAUUGUACGAUGCUCUGGAGGGUGUACAGGCGGAGAUGGGCUCCAGUCAGCCGCAGCAGAUCAUUCAGUAUGUCGAAGCUAUCAGACAGAAAAUGUCUGGUCCUACGCUCGAGUCAGUCCUCAAUGGGCUGCCACCAACAACUGUUUCGGUACGAACGUCAGUCAAGGAGGCUGCUACGCUCAUGAAGGAAAACCAUACGACUGCCGUUUUGGUGCAGGACCAAGGUCAAAUCACUGGUAUCUUUACUAGUAAAGAUGUUGUUCUGCGCGUCAUCGCCGCCGGGCUUGACCCUGCGACCUGCAGUGUUGUGCGUGUCAUGACGCCGCACCCCGACUUUGCGCCAAUGGAUAUGAGCAUCCAGGCUGCGCUCCGAAAGAUGCACGAUGGUCACUAUUUGAACUUGCCGGUUAUGAGCGACGCAGGAGAGAUUGUUGGCAUGGUCGAUGUAUUGAAGUUGACCUAUGCUACUCUAGACCAAAUCAACAACAUCAGCACCCAAGAUGGUGAAGGUCCGGCCUGGAACAAGUUCUGGUUGUCGCUCGACAAUGAGACAGAAUCGAUGAUGUCGGGCGAGGGGCGCAGCGCAAUGGCGCCUGGCACGCCCGACCAUCGCUCAAUGAUGUCUCAUGAUAUGCACCGACCCCACCUUGCGGAUCGUGGAGAUAGUGUGCUUCCGAACGACUCUGCCUCGCACGUGGGGAAUUCCCCAGAUGCUUCUGCCUUAGGUGGCGUACCGCACACUCCCCUUGAAGAUACCCCUUUCGCAUUCAAGUUCAAGGCCCCGAGCGGCCGCGUCCACCGCCUGCAGGUAAUUGCAUCUGCUGGGAUCGAGGAACUCAUUGCCCAUGUAGCCGCAAAACUUGGAUCGGAAGACAUCGAAGCUCUCGGCGGCGUUCCCACCUUUGAGAACGGAAAAAUAUCCAAGUCUGGGUUCGCGCUCAGCUACCUUGACAAUGAGGGUGAUACUGUGUCCAUCACCACUAACGAAGACCUGGUCGAGGCAAUCAGUCUCUCUCGUUUGGCACAUCGAGAGAAGGUUGAUCUUUUCGUUCACGAUCCGAAGGACCCGCCUCUACCUGCUACUGUUGAGCCUCAGCCCGCUCUGCCCAAGCCAGUCACUCCUCCUGAGUCCGUCCUGCGGGAACGCAAGCAAUUUUUUGAGGAAGACGAUGAAGAGCAACCACGGCAGGUUCGACGUCAACCCACGGCUGGCAAGCAGGAAACUCCAGAGCUCAUCGCUGGUGUUCCCAAUGAGUUCCUACUUCCAGGUGCUAUCGCUGGCCUGGCUGUCGUAAUCAUCGCUGUAUUCGCGCUCGGCAGGGCGUCCGGGUCGAAUCGAUAGGAGGUUUGCAAGAGGUUAAUGUCUGCUCUAUAGAUGCGUAUGUAUGAGCGCGUCGGUUGUUGCUUUAGUUUUUGUGUUUGAUAUCCCUGAUGCAUGGUUCUGUAGAGAAGUUCUGUACUCGAGGAAGGGGUAGUUUGUAAAGGUCCAUUGGAAUGUAAUUAUUUUAGCUUCUGAUCAGCACGAAACAGUCUGCAACAUCG
This is a messenger RNA of Paraphaeosphaeria sporulosa, 2557 nucleotides long. RefSeq names its product CBS-domain-containing protein. Lineage: Eukaryota; Fungi; Ascomycota; Dothideomycetes; Pleosporales; Didymosphaeriaceae. The coding region runs from base 336 to 2357 and encodes 673 amino acids. The transcript is spliced from 3 exons. The record is from RefSeq and is a predicted model, not a curated record. Gene Ontology annotation, molecular function: protein binding.